Molecule: messenger RNA, 699 nt
Organism: Heteronotia binoei (common prickly gecko)
Lineage: Eukaryota; Metazoa; Chordata; Lepidosauria; Squamata; Gekkonidae
Product: protein phosphatase methylesterase 1-like
Exons: 6
Coding region: 1-699 (232 amino acids)
Biological process (GO): protein demethylation
Molecular function (GO): protein methylesterase activity
Source: RefSeq, a predicted model, not a curated record
AUGAAACCAGCUGUCAUAGUGUGGGUCUCACAGCCCUCACUUCCGGCGGGGAGCGAGCGCGCAGGGGCUGCUGGGAGCGGCUGGCCGGCGGCUCCUUCUGGGCGGGAGGGCGGGGGCCGGAUCCUGCCCGCCGCCUCUCGCCAUGUCCACCUGGAGAAGCAGCUGCAGCUGGGCCGCCUGCCGCCCCGCCCGCCCGGCCCCUCGGGGGGCAGCGGCCAGGCCCUGCCCAAGAUGCGCAUGGGGCCCGGGCGGAAGCGUGACUAUUCUCCCGUCCCUUGGAGCCAGUACUUUGAGUCGAUGGAAGACGUGGUGGUGGAAAGCGAUUCUGGAAAAGAUACUUUUCGAAUUUAUAAGAGUGGUUCCGAAGGACCCGUCCUGCUCCUCCUACACGGCGGGGGCCAUUCCGCGCUUUCCUGGGCCGUCUUCACGGCUGCCAUUAUUAACCGGAUUCAGUGCAGGAUCGUGGCCCUGGACCUGAGGGGACACGGCGAGACGAAAGUUAGGAAUCCGGAAGACCUGUCUGCAGAAACCAUGUCCAGGUUCGUCACCCCACACUGCGUUUUUCUUACGUUUACGUUUAAUGCGAUUUCUACCCCGCCUCCCCACUUACAUCAAAUCACAGUAUACUGUGAUUGCACUCAUAAAAUCGACAAAACCAUUAAACAGUACAAGUUAAAACAAUCCACAGUUGGCGCUUAA